Molecule: messenger RNA, 1997 nt
Organism: Rhodamnia argentea
Lineage: Eukaryota; Viridiplantae; Streptophyta; Magnoliopsida; Myrtales; Myrtaceae
Product: U-box domain-containing protein 40-like
Exons: 1
Coding region: 285-1892 (535 amino acids)
Biological process (GO): protein ubiquitination
Cellular component (GO): nucleus; cytoplasm
Molecular function (GO): protein binding; ubiquitin-protein transferase activity
Source: RefSeq, a predicted model, not a curated record
UCUCUCUCUACUGAGACUCGGUCUUCGUCUCUGUUUCGGAGUUCAGUAACAUUACCGCAACGAUCUCGUGCCCUACUAAAUCUCGGCACCAAACCCAACUGACCACCCCCAUAUAUCUGCCAAACAAUCCGAUUCUUCUCCCACCGUCCCUCGAAUCAUGCACGUUCGCCGCUACUCCUCCGAUUCAAUCGUCGGGAUUCGUAUAUGUUGGUGAAGCUGAAGAGAGAGAGAGAGAGACAGCGGACUGACUCGUUCCUCAGUGACGAGAAACAGGGUCUUCGAAGAUGGAGUUCCAAGAAGCCGUGAUGAAGCUGACGACCCACAAGACCCACAAAAGGAACGGCGGCCCAAAGCUCAACAGGUGGACCGUCAUCUCUUUCCGCAAGUCGCCCAAACCCAGCAAGCCGAAAACCGACCAUCGUCCUCGGGAGGCCAUGCCCGACGAGUUCCUGUGCCCUGUUUCGGGGUCUCUCAUGGCCGACCCGGUCAUCGUCCCUUCCGGUCAUUCCUUCGAGCGAGCCUCCGUCGAGGCCUGCAAGUCCCUCGGCUUCGUCCCGCCGGGUCUAGUCGCCGACGUCACCGCGCCGGAUUUCUCCACUUUGAUCCCCAACCACGCCCUCAAGUCCACCAUUCUCAGCUUCUGCAGGAACCGUUCUCUGCCUCCCCCAAAGCCUCUCGAUUUGGCGUCCGCUUACAAGCUCGUCGCCGAUCUAAUGUCCACGCAUACCCACAAGACGCAAAAGAAACUCGCCCACAGUACGAUUGAAGAACGACGAGACUCGGUCCGCGAAGAAAGAGAAAUGCGAGGGGCGAAAACAGAGUCUUCUCGGAGCCAUCAUGACGACCCGCCAACAGCAACUCAUUCCUAUUCGAGCUCCGACGACUCGGUGGCGACCACCACCGCCUUCGAGUCGACCCCUCCGCUCCAGCUGGCGGCCCGCCCGAGCUGCUGCUGCUCGUCGUCGUGCUCCUCCUCCGAGUUCGAGCCGUCGAACCCAGAGGAGGAAGAGCUCCUCGCGAAGCUCAAGAGUCCGUUGGUCUUCGACGUCGAAGAGGCGGUCAUCGCGCUCAGGGACGUAACUCGGACGAGCGAAGAGAGCCGAGUCCCGCUGUGCACGGCUCGCUUGCUCUCCUCCAUCAGGCCGCUCAUCGUCUCCAAGUACUGCGCCAUCCAGGUCAACUCGGUGGCGUCUCUGGUCAACCUGUCGCUCGCGGUGGUCAACAAGGUGAAGAUCGUACGGUCGGGGAUCGUCCCCAACCUGAUCGACGUGCUCAAGGGGGGUUUUCCGGAGGCAGCGGAGCACGCCGCCGGCGUGCUCUUCAGCUUAGCUCUCGACGACGGCAACAAGACGGCGAUCGGCGCGUUGGGCGCACUGCCACCGCUCCUCCACGCGCUGCGCUCGGAGAGUGAGCGGGCCCGGGGCGACUCGGCCUCGGCCCUGUACCACCUCUCGCUCGUGCAGAGCAACCGGGUCAAGUUGGUGCGGAUCGGGUCGGUCCCGGUCCUCGUGGGGAUGGUCAGGUCGGGCCACCUGGCGGGCCGGGCCCUGCUCGUGUUGGUCAACCUGGGCUUGUGCGCCGAGGGCCGGGGCGCAAUGAUGGACGCGGGCGGGGUGGAGUGUUUGGUCGGGUUUCUGUCGAGGGCGGCCGACUCGACUCGGGACAAUUGCGUGACGGCGCUGUACGUGCUGAGUCAGGGCGGGCUGCGGUUCAAGGCGUUGGCGAAGGCGGCGGGAGCGGCGGAGGCGCUGGAGAAGGUGGAGAGCGGGAGGUGGAGGGCUAGAGAGAUGGCGAGGAGGAUGGUGGAGAUGAUGGGCGAGAGGAGAGGGGAGAUUGACGGGGAGGAUGUGGAUUGGGAGAAGCUGCUCGAGGCGGGGACGCCGAGUCGGUGACUCGGUGGCGGGGCGAGCUAGCUUCGGCAUGAACUCGGUCGAGUUGUUGAUUUUAUUUUUUAUUUUUAAACUUUUGGAAUUUUGUCUAUGGUGUCUCUCUUUUCU